Molecule: messenger RNA, 1215 nt
Organism: Monoraphidium neglectum
Lineage: Eukaryota; Viridiplantae; Chlorophyta; Chlorophyceae; Sphaeropleales; Selenastraceae
Product: flagellar associated protein
Exons: 10
Coding region: 1-1215 (404 amino acids)
Biological process (GO): cilium organization
Cellular component (GO): cytoplasm; motile cilium
Molecular function (GO): protein binding
Source: RefSeq, a predicted model, not a curated record
AUGAGAGGUAGCAUUGAUGACCUGUCAGCGAUACGGCAAGAGGCGGUGGAGCAAACGCUGGCGCUUGACGCGCUAGAGGCCUUGCACGUCAAGGCCGUGCUGUCGGCUGCCCUUGAAAAGCUCGCCCUCAUCGGCGUGAUCAACGUGGACCCAGCUGCCCAGGCGCAGGCGCUGACGGAAAGCGUCGGCGACGAGAUCGGCCGCAUGAUAUCGGCGCAGCAGCAGCUGGAGCGGAGGUUUGAGGAGCUGGUGGCGGCGCAGCAUGAGCUGCGGGGCCAACCCAACAAGAUCAAGCUGCAGGAGAAUGAGGCACGCGGCUUCUGCAGCUCGCAAGGGCGGGACUUGCCGGGCGGGAGCAGCAGCGCCCAGCUGGCAAUCGUGUCGGAGGAGCUUAGGUCAGCGACGCAGCAGCUGUGCCGAAACCUGAAGGACAACCUCAAUAUUGCCCACCAGAGGGCGUCGCUGGUCGCGCUGCUGUCUGCGACGCUCAGGUCCCUGGAUGGCGCCAUGGACGGCCAGGCGAGCGUGCUGCCGGUGGUGGAGGCUGUCAACGGGUUCGAGCAGGAAGAGGCCAGGGCCCGCGAGCUGGUUGAGGCGGAGCGCGCGGCCAGCGCGGCAGUGCGAUCGCUGCGCCAGGAUCUGAAGGACGAGAGGGCGGCGCACGAGGUUGCGAUGCAGGAGCGGCGGCUGGCUCUUGCGUCGCUGAAGGAGCAGCUGCGGGGCGACAAGCUGCGGUUGGCGGUGGAGGGCAGGUACCUCGAAAAGGACCUGGCGGCCUCCAGCCAGGCCGCGCGCCGCCUGCAGAGCGCGGAGCUGGAGGCCGCCUCCAACCGCCUCGCGCUGCUCCGCCAGCAGAUCGAGAUCGAGCGCAGCAUCGGCGCGGCCGCCACGGAGCACCUCGGGCGCGCGGCUGCGGCGCGGCAGGACGACGCGGUCGGGUGGGGAUCGAGGCGGGAGGAGGACGUGCAUGCAAAAGAGCGGCAAAUCGAGCUGGUCCGGGCGCAGCACCAACGCGAUGCCAUGCGCUUGAAAGACAUGGAGGGGCGCCUGGCAGAGGAGCAGGAGCUGAAGGCGCGACGAGACGAUCGCAAGAGGGCCGAGGCGGAGGCUGCAGAGCGCGAAGCUGCUGACGCAGUGCGAAGGCUGCGGGCAGCAGUCAAGAUCCAGGCAGCGUGGCGUGGUUGCAAGCUCAGGGCAAACAUCGCCCAGACAUAA